Molecule: messenger RNA, 2319 nt
Organism: Elaeis guineensis (African oil palm)
Lineage: Eukaryota; Viridiplantae; Streptophyta; Magnoliopsida; Arecales; Arecaceae
Product: single-strand DNA endonuclease 1
Molecular function (GO): 5'-flap endonuclease activity; DNA binding
Source: RefSeq, a predicted model, not a curated record
UUUUUUUUGCUCCGGUCCUCGUCUCUCCAAAAGAACAGAUUUCUUUUUCUUGGUGAGAGAUGGGGGUGAAAAAUCUGUGGGAUAUCUUGGAGUCCUGCAAGAAAACCCUCCCCCUUCACUAUCUCCAGAACAAGAGGCUGUGCGUGGAUCUCUCUUGCUGGCUGAUCCAAUUCCAGAACGCCAGCCGGUCGCCGGCCUGCGCGAAGGAGAAGCUCUACAUCAGAAGUCUUUUCCACAGGCUCCGAGCCCUGAUCGCCUUGAACUGUAGCCUUAUUUUCGUUACAGAUGGAUCAAUUCCUUCCAUUAAAUUGUCCACUUAUAGACAGCGACUGGGUUUUGGUUCCGAGGUUGCUCGAGAGGAUGUAAAUUCCCAAUCAAUGCCUUCACUUCGUAGAAACAUGGGUUCUGAAUUCUCAUGUGCGAUAAAAGAAGCAAAAGUUCUUGGAAUGGCGCUUGGUAUUCCUUGCCUAGAUGGGCUAGAGGAAGCAGAAGCAGAGUGUGCGUUGUUGAAUUCAGCAUCCUUAUGUGAUGGGUGUUUCACUUCAGAUUCAGAUAUCUUCCUUUUUGGAGCUAGGACAGUUUAUAGAGAGAUUAUCCUAGGGGAGGGUGGCUAUGUAGUUUGCUAUGAGAUGGAAGAUAUAGAGAAAAACCUUGGAUUUGGGAGGAAUUCACUGAUUUCUCUGGCUCUUCUUCUUGGCAGUGACUACUCUCAACGAGUUCAUGGAUUUGGGCCGGAAACAGCAUGCCGGCUUGUUAAAUCAAUAGGCAAUGAUACGAUUCUGUCCCAGAUUGUGUCUGAGGGAUUAAUAAUGGCAAAAAAGUAUAAAGGAAAGAAAAAUACAGGGAAAGUUCUCAGCUGUGAUGUGAAUAAGGAGAAUGAUUCAGGCCUGAGGCACAAUAAUUGCACAAAUGGAAAGAAUCUAGGAUUGCACGAUCAAUUUCUGGAAGUAAUAAAUGCCUAUCUGAAGCCAAAAUGUCAUUCACCAGAUUCAGAGGCGGUACUGAGGGUGUGCACCCAACAUCCUUUUCUACGGACACAACUUCAACAGAUAUGUGCACGGUAUUUUGGUUGGGACCCUGAUAAAACAGAUCAGUAUAUCCUUCCCAAGAUUGCUGAGAGAGAUCUUAGGCGGUUUGCUAAUCUACGUUCCACAUCAUCAAAACUGGGAAUAAGGAUUCCCUUGGAUGAGAUACCAGUUCCUUGCCCCGUAUCUGCUAUAGUGAAGCAGAGAAAAGUGCAAGGAAGAGAAUGCUAUGAGGUUUCUUGGCACAACAUAGAUGGGCUUAAAACUUCCAUAGUCCCUGUUGAUCUGAUUGAAAGUGCCUGCCCAGAGAAGAUAGCUGAAUUCAUAGAGAAGAAAGGUGAAGGAAAGAAGCAGAGCAGAAGACCAAGGCCAAGGAAAUCAUCCAAAGCUGCUUUUGCUGAAGUUGAUAUCCAGCUGCAAGGCCUGUUGCUCAACAUUGAAUCACAAAGCAAUUACCUCUCUGAUAAAACCAACCAUUGCCAGCCAAUUGAUGUAAACAGUGUAGAACCUGAAGUCAUUGAUCUGUCCACCCCUUCACCACCUUUCCGUGCUUGUGAAUUUGCAAUAGGCCGGAUGGUUACUGACCAGCAUGUGGAUCUGAUUAAUGUGUCCGAUUCAGAAAAUGAUUUGUCACCUGAACAUGAGAAGAAGGCAAGAGCUCUGAGAUUGUUUAUAGACAGUAUUAGGAGAGAUCUUUAUUAGAGUAACCACAUAAUACAAUGCGAAAUAGUUAUUGUUGUAGUGCAACAGCAUUGGUUUCAGUUACAUCAUUCUGCAGCUCAAUAAUUAGGUUGAUGCACCUUCAGUCCUCCUCUGCCCCUACUCCACAGCCUGAAAGCGCCUCUACCGCCGGCCCCAGCUCUGGUCUUUCAUCAAUUUCCUCUCACCUUAUUGAGAACUGACGCUGUACAAGAUGCCGGUGGGUGGAGGUGGAGGAUGAACAGUUGCAUACUGUUAUUGACGGACUUUCAUCUUUUGUUUUCUCUUAACCUCCUUUCAUUUUGUUUCAGUUAAAGGUCUGUCUUGUAAUACAUCUUUGAGAUGUUCGCUUGUAACAUCGUACUUCCCACAUUUGUACACGUACUUGAACUGUGCAUCCUUCUGUUUGUGGGUUUCCUUUCUUUCCAACUUGGCUUCGGGGUUUCAUUGGAGUUCAAUUUUUGAUCCAGUCUUUACCAGAAUUUGACACCAAUUAUCAAAUUAUUAUUGUAUGGAUAAAUCCAGCCCCUUAAGCUUUUGAUCGUUUCUGGAUGUACUUUGAUCCAUUAAUCUGAUUCCAUGCACUGUAUGAGCG